Myotis daubentonii (Daubenton's bat) is the source of this 2050-nucleotide messenger RNA. It is a transcript of the gene SLC25A30, whose product is annotated as solute carrier family 25 member 30. Gene Ontology annotation, biological process: transmembrane transport. Lineage: Eukaryota; Metazoa; Chordata; Mammalia; Chiroptera; Vespertilionidae. The record is from RefSeq and is a predicted model, not a curated record. The transcript has 10 exons. The coding region runs from base 250 to 1125 and encodes 291 amino acids.
UAUCCCACUUAUUUAUGCAUUCAUUGGUUGUUUCUUGUAUGUGUCCUGAUAGGGGAUUGAACCCACAACUUUGGAAUUCAGGACAACCUGUAAUCAACUGAGCUACCUGGCCAGCGCCUGUAGUUAUCAUUUUGUUUUUUAACUUGGAAUCAGCAAAAUCCAACAAUGGGUUAAGGAAGGUACUACUGAGCAGAAAGAUCCUGUUGGAGGCUGUUUCUGUGAAUCAAAGGAGAAGGGACAGGUGUGAGCAUGUCGGCCCUCAACUGGAAGCCCUUUGUGUAUGGAGGGCUGGCCUCCAUCACAGCUGAAUGCGGUACAUUUCCAAUUGAUUUAACCAAGACACGGCUCCAGAUUCAAGGCCAGACGAAUGAUGCAAACUUUAAAGAAAUUCGGUAUCGAGGAAUGUUGCAUGCACUAGUGAGGAUAGGCAGAGAGGAAGGCCUGAAAGCUUUGUAUUCUGGGAUUGCCCCUGCGAUGUUACGCCAGGCUUCCUAUGGCACCAUCAAGAUAGGCACUUACCAGAGCUUGAAGCGAUUAUUUGUGGAACGCCCAGAAGAUGAAACCCUUCUGAUAAAUGUGGUCUGUGGAAUUCUCUCUGGAGUCAUGUCCUCAGCCAUUGCCAAUCCAACUGAUGUUUUGAAAAUACGGAUGCAAGCACAAAACAACACCAUUCAAGGAGGAAUGAUAGGCAACUUCAUUAACAUUUACCAGCAAGAGGGAACGAGAGGACUAUGGAAGGGCGUGUCUCUUACUGCUCAGAGGGCUGCUAUCGUUGUUGGUGUGGAGCUACCAGUUUACGACCUCACCAAGAAGCAUCUGAUUCUCUCGGGCCUGAUGGGAGACACUGUGUAUACUCACUUCCUCUCAAGCUUCACCUGUGGUCUGGCUGGGGCUCUGGCCUCCAACCCUGUGGAUGUUGUGAGGACACGUAUGAUGAAUCAGAGAGUCCUUCGUGAUGGCAGAUGCUCUGGGUACACAGGUACCCUGGAUUGCUUAUUACAGACAUGGAAGAAAGAAGGAUUUUUUGCUCUAUAUAAAGGGUUUUGGCCAAAUUGGUUGAGACUUGGUCCUUGGAAUAUUAUUUUCUUUGUGACAUAUGAACAGCUGAAGAAAUUGGAUUUAUGACAAGUCAAGGCUGCAUGAGACAUCCCUCUGAAAAUGCUAACUUCCAAAACAGUACAGCUUCCUGUUUCCCACUGCUUCUCACUGCUUGGCUCAUCACAGAUUCUGAGGUGUGAGCAACAGAUGAAGACUGGGUUAGUUCCGACUGCUGUGUCAUGGCAUCAGGCACUCUGCAUUGAACAUUUACUGGCAUAAACUGUAACAUUCAGACACUAGUCCUUACCAUCAAAGUGCCCUUUGACAUCAAAUAUAACAUGAAAUGCAUGGUUUUUGUGAAAGAAACUUGCAAGAAGAUCAGGAACUGUGUGCUGUUUCUUUAGGGGAGAAACAGCUCAUCGCAGCUCAUGGCUGAGAGUAUCAGACUGCUCUGAAGAAGCUCACCAGAACGUGCAAUGGAGUCUCCACGGGGGCAUUAUUGUUCCUGAACUUGGGGGCUUUUGCUUCUUGUCAGCUGAAGAAAUCUCACAGGUGGAGACCUGGACUUUUCAACUGUAGGUAUCAACAGUGCAGGAAAUAGAGCGCUGGAAUAUUGCACUGCUUUAUAAUUUACUAUUUUGGCAGGAUCUUUCACUUAUAAUAAGUGAUUUUAAGCCUUUGAAGACUUGACCUUUGUGAGGAAUUGUUACAAAGUAUUAAUAUCUAAACUCAUGGUGGUGUGAUGUGUUGGCUAUGAAGGUGGCAAGGUCUGUGCUGAUGGAGGUGUUUCAAGCAGCUUGGGCUCUGUCUUAGAUCAUGUUAGUAAUUUGUUCUAUGAUUUUUAGCAAAGUUUAUGUCCCAUUCUGGAAAUGGGGGUAAUGACAUCUAUGGAAAUUGAGGGUCAAGUAAAGAAAAUAUUAGUUACUACUACUUGACUCAUUUGAUAAGGAUGUGUACAUUAUGCUGUCAUACAGCUAUAAUCUGAGAAUAAACAGUCUGUGUGUAUGGAAAA